UGUAAAGGCAAACGGUAAGAUAAGAUAAGGAGACAAUGUGUUAAACAUGUACUAUAGCCACGGAAUAAAGUGUAUGCAAUAAAAUGAAUACAAACGAAAUAAAACUAAAACAAACGUAGCAUACGAAAUUAUAAGAGAAAGCAUUCUUGUGUUGAGCGAGAGUCUGUAGGUCAAAGUCAAAAUCGAAACGAUUCAGCAGUCUGGUUUUGGCUGUGGUGGAAGCAACAAUUUGAGGAACUAUGUGCAACGCUGCAAAGCCGUGGCUAUACGUAAAGCGUAGUAUAGGCUCAGCCGUAGCUGGUACGAAAAAAGGUCAGAUUCCAUUCGAGCGCCUUCCAGGUCCAUGGGCCCUCCCAGUAUUAGGCCCGAUCAAUGAUGCUGUGCGUCUUGGAAACCCAAAAACCUUUCUGAUUGUUUUCCAUCAACAUCAACUUUUCAGUUUGCAUCUGACUGUUUCAAAUUACCACCGAAAAUUUGGACCGAUAUUUCGGAUUAAAAUAUCCCAGGCAAAUGCGGUGUUCAUAAAAGAUCCGGAAAUGAUGAGAAGUGUGUUUGUUUAUGAGGGCAAGUAUCCCAAACAUCCGCUACCUGAGUCUUGGACAUAUUUCAACCAAAAACACAAAUGUAAACGUGGCUUGUUUUUUAUGGAUGAUGAGGAAUGGUUCAAGUAUCGAAAGUUACUCAACCCGCUGAUGAUGCGUGAUACUGACUGGAUGGUUUUACCAAUACAACGAAUGUGUGAGAAAGCUGUUCAGAGCUUAUCUGAAGGAGUUACUAAAGAUAACCCAUCAUACGAAAUCCAAAACAUCGAGUCUACACUCUAUAAAUGGUCCAUUGAAGUUAUCCUAUGUCUAAUGCUAGGCAACUCGUACAACACAACGAACAUGGCAAAAUUAAAUACCCUCGUUAAUGAUUUCUCACGCACAGUGCAUACAAUUUUCCAAUACAGUUCCGAGUUAAUGAUGAUUCCACCACAUCUGGCAGAUUGCCUGCAGCUAAGUGCAUGGAAAAAAUUCGAACGAUUAGUUCCAGAAACCCUAGCUUUAGCAAAUAAAAUUAUCGACAUUUCACUAGAUGAUAUUGAGCGUGGGGACGGAUUGCUGUCAAAAAUGCAGGAUUGCAUUGCAUCUCGAGACGACAUUAAACGAAUAUUUGCAGAUUUAAUUAUCGCAGCUGGAGAUACGACUUCUUUCAGCAUGAUUUGGUGCUUUUAUCUGUUGGGAAGACACCAAAUACUGCAGGACCAGAUAAGAAGUGGAAUAUAUGAAAAUUUCAAAUCUCCUCAUCCAUUAGUGAUCGGAACAGUUCGAGAGGCUUUAAGGAUGUUUCCGGUAGCGCCGUUCAUUGGGCGCAUACUGAAAAAGGACGCAGUGAUUGGAGAAUACAGUAUACCGAAACAUACGCUUGUCCUUCUGUCGCUGUACAGUGCAGGAAGAGAUGAGACCAAUUUUCACUCACCGGAGGAAUUCCUUCCCCAGCGGUGGAUACGAAACAACGAUCAAAGCUGUUCAUUUUCUCCGUUCAAGUCUCAUGCUAGUUUACCUUUCGCAAUAGGCAGCCGGAGCUGCAUUGGUCGCAAAAUAGCCCAAAACCAAAUGCACACUCUGCUUGCUAUGGUUCUUAAGAAGUAUCGACUAUCAGUUCUCAACGAACAGGAAAUUUUUCCAGAAUUGAAAAUGAUUACCGUUCCUAAUGAAAAGCUCAGGUUGUCACUCAAAAAAUUGUAGCAUUUGGUUACUUAAAUAAUAUUUUUAAAUUUGUAAUAUAUGUAUAUAAGUAAAUAUAAAUGCAUUAAAUAUGCAACCUAAAAUUUACAAUUCAAACUUAUUGAACUUCUGUCGCAGAUCAUCAUCGUGUCGCUGUUAAAGUCUGAUUUGGGCUCCAAGUAAAUAGUAAAAAUCUAUCGCUACAUUAUUAAUAAUAUCAACUGAUUAAUCCAUUCCAAUCCAUUAAUAAUAUCAACUGAUUAAUCCAUUCCAACCGGAAGCGAAAUCCAAAUGGCCAAAUCAAGCCAAAUAAUAAGUCAAAUUCGUUUAUAACACCCACAAUAAAAGGCCGAGAGGAUAAUUCUACGAAAUCAAAAUUAUAUGCUAGUGUGCAUUGACUUGCAAAAGAACCUCUCACAAGUAUACUAGGGUGGUCCAAAUCUGGGCUUUUUUGGGGACUACCCCCUGAAAUCAAAGACUGACCCAUCACUAGGCUAAAUUCCAAAUUUGAGCUCAUUCUGACCACGGGAACCCCUCCCUCAAGGUCGCCCCAGCAGCUGGACACCGAGUUGCGGCUGAGGACAAAAGCAAAGGCCAGCAGAGCCAACCAAGACCCCUACACAAUCCCCCUUCCCUUUCCACGCCUUGUCUUUAACAUCAAUCCCUUCCCUACUAACCCCGAGUAGGCCGCGGGUAAUCGGCUCCCCUCCCACUAACAUUUACACACAAGAUCCUCUGUAAUUAUUAAGUCAAAUGUAAUUACAUAAGCCGACUCGGUCCUAACCAGGUCCCAGCACCGAAAGGGACCUAAUGAAAAUAAUUUUAUAAAAAAGCCCUCCCUCCAAUCGCUUAAAGUAUGUAUGGGAAAAAUCGUCAAAAUGUAUGUAGAAAGGCAACUGUUUUACAUUUUUAACUUGUUGAAGGGGCCAUAAUUAUCUGAUUUUCAUCAUUUCUCCGAUGUAGAACAAUCAUUAAAUUUAGAACAACUUUUCCAAAGACACCAUAUUUUUGGGAUUUUUUCCCACGAAAUUAUUAGCGCCCGAAACUGACCCUUUUUGCGCGGCCAGCUGUAAGGGGCUACCUAACAGCGAUUUCCUUAAUUCCAAUUCGUACACGCACGUGCUCUCUCUCAGGUUCAAACUCUCUCACGAGUUUGCUGUCUGCCUGCCUGGCUGUUUACCUACAUGACACUAUGGGCCAUCCCCAUACAAACAGGCGGCCAAAUUAUGUUUUUGCUUUUUAAAUGUUUUUUUUUCAUACAAAUUUGGGUAAAUGUAUGGUAUUGAAAUGGUAUACGGGUCAUUCCACCUGAAGUGUGCAAGAAAAAAUGCAAAUUUGAAAAUUACCAUCUCCGAUUCUGCUCAAAUUUGGCAGAGCUGUUGAGACUAUCAAAACAUGCAAAAAUCCCGAAUUUCAUCCAAAUCGGACCACCCCCUCCAUUUUUGUACCCUCCCAAAAAAUCGACUUUAUGGCGAUUUUUGAGCGAAACCCCUAUCUUCAAACGACGAUAACUCAGGAACCACAAAUCUUAGAGGGUCGGUCUUAGACUCAAUUUUGAAGGAAAUUGGACAUAGAAUCCAUUUCCGUGAUCAAAAUUUAGAUUAAAAUAUGUUUUCUACCUGUAUUGCGCAAUUGAAAACUUUAAAUGGCCGUAUCUCAAAACAGCCCUAAUUAUUUUUUUAAAUUUGACCUCACCAUCGUAUUCCCCGUCCGAUUUUACAUAAGAAUCACUUAUCGACAGAAAGAAAUAUGUUUCGUUCCAGAGAUAUCGAAUUUUAAAGUUUUGAGUAUUUGAGAUUACCUAAAUUAGCUACACUCGCCGCCUCUACUAGAAGCACUAAGUCGUGCUGAUCAAUAACUGCUACCUGCUAUUAUUGAAAUAAGAUUUCUGUAUAAUCUUUAAUUAAAAAAUAGUAUACAGUGAAUUUGUGUGCUAGCCCAGCGAUUCUCAACGGGGGUACCGGGCCUACUUGAUUUACAUGACAGGGGGUACCGGCCUAGAAGAAGGUUGAGAAUCGCUGUGCUAGCCCAAUGGAUAGCCCAAGAAUGGAAUUCCCACAGAGCUAGCAGGAAAUUGCAAUUGAUCUUGUAAGUAACACUUAAGAAAAAGUGUACGAUACAUUAUCGUGUUGAAAAUUAUGAAUUAAAAUGAAUAUAAUUUGAGAAGCAUAAUUAAGGAGGAGGAUUUCUGGAAAGUAUAAAACUGAAAAAUGUAAGUAAAUCACAAAGAUUAAUCUGAUUUAUUAUCUGAUUAAGAUCAAAUUCAGUGUUGAUUUCGACACCGUCCGAACAAUAAUCUUUUUUUUUGUUUGUCAAUCAUUUAGAAAUCUUGAAAGACGAUAAAGCUGCUGUCCACAUGUAACAGAAUUGAAAAAAAUCAUCAAUUAUUCAGAUGAAACUGGCUCACAAUAUAAAAAUCGGUUUAAUAUGAUCAACCUUUCAAACCGUAAGGCAGAUUUUGAGGUUUUUGCUGAAUGGCACUAUUUCGCUACCGCACAUGGCAAUAGCUCUAGACCCCAUUGUCGUGAUCGGGGACUUUCUUUUAUAAUAAAAACACAGAUAUUUUGCAAUCAACAAACAACACGUCUUAUUCCACAGAAAUUAACCACAAAACUGAUUUGACAAUCUUCAUUCUCUCUUUCGCUGGCCGCGCGCAUCUCGUUGUUUUCUCGCUCGUUGUUCUCUCUCGCAGCUCGCUAGCGCGCUCUCGCACUCAAUCCACAAUCAGCUAACAAGGCAAUAUUCAUGAAGGUGCGCACUUUUUGUUGCGCUCUUAACUCUUAUUUAUGAAUUAUAUCAAUCUUAUAAUAAAUACUCAUUUAAUAAUU
This is a messenger RNA of Culex pipiens pallens (northern house mosquito), 4534 nucleotides long. RefSeq names its product cytochrome P450 315a1, mitochondrial (gene sad). Gene Ontology annotation, molecular function: iron ion binding; monooxygenase activity; oxidoreductase activity, acting on paired donors, with incorporation or reduction of molecular oxygen. The record is from RefSeq and is a predicted model, not a curated record. Bases 240 to 1727 code for a protein of 495 amino acids. The transcript has 8 exons. Gene Ontology annotation, cellular component: mitochondrial inner membrane. Gene Ontology annotation, biological process: cholesterol metabolic process; C21-steroid hormone biosynthetic process; glucocorticoid biosynthetic process. NCBI's taxonomy places the organism in Eukaryota, Metazoa, Arthropoda, Insecta, Diptera, Culicidae.